AAAACUGCACACUGAAAAUGGGGAAUGGAUCAUCAUUUGGAGAUCAAGGAGCUGCACCAAGAUGUUGAGGCCAUUACGAUGGAGAAAUUCAACACUGAACGUUACUAUGAAGAUCUUCUCUCAGAAGAGAGGGAGGAGAAGCAGGCCUUGCUUCUGGAAAUUCAGGAGCUUAAGGAGAAGCUGGAGAAAGCUGAAUCCAAGGACCAAGGCCUGGUGGGCAGAGAUGAGACAACGUGCUGCACCACAAUGCAGGAACUACAACAAGAAAUGAAGGAGAUGGAAAAGAAACACCGUCAGGAAAUUGAGAUGCUCACCAUUGAGCUUGAAGUUGAUGUCGCUGUGGCUCAGAAAGAGGUGGAGAAGCUCCAGAAAAAGCUGAAGAAUGAAAAAGAUCUUGGUGCAAAUAGUGAUUCAGCGAAAAGGGAAGCCAUCAAGAUUCCCCUAAAAUUGUGUAGCCACUGUGAAGAAUUGAAGAAAGUCUCCACUGAACAUUCAACAGAAAUCAAAGUUCGAGAUGAGGAUAUUCCUUAUCCAGAUGUCCAACUGCUUCAAGAAAUGCUUCAGAGAGAGAGAAAGCUGAGGAUUCAGGCUGAAAAUGAAAAUUUUGAUCAAUUUAAAUGUGCUGAUGCUUUCUUUGAAAUGAUGGAGCAAGAACUGAAAACAGAACGAGAACAUAGAGCCCAAAUUGAGGCGGACAGAGACGAAGCUGUGGAGAUUGCAGAGCAACUAAUUAAAAAGCUUGAGGACGUAGAGAAAACGUCCAAGGAGGCUCCAUCUGCGAUCACUUUGUCUGAUGAGAAACUCCAACAGCUGGAGAAAACCAUCCACGAAGAGAAAGCACUAAGGGUCCAGGCAGAGAAUUUCUUAGAAGUACUGGACCAAGAACUAAAAACAGAACUAAAACUUAGAGCCCAAAUUGAGGCAGACAAACAGGAAGCUAUAGAGAUUGCUGAGCAACUACUCAAAAAGCUUGAGGACGUGGAGAAAACGUCCAAGGAGGCUCCACCUGCGAUCGCGUUGGAUGAUCAGAACAAAACUCAGCUGGAACUCCAACAGCUGGAGAAAAACAUCCAAGAAGAGAAAGCACUCAGAGUCCAGGCAGAGAAUUUCUUGGAAGUACUGGACCAAGAACUAAAAACAGAGCAAAAACGUAGAGCCCAAAUUGAGGCUGACAAACAGGAAGCUAUAGAGUUUGCAGAGCGACUAAUCAAAAAGCUUGAGGAUGUGGAGAAAACGUCCACAGAGGAUCCAGCUGAGAUCACUUUGGAUGAUCAGAACAAAUUUGAACUGGAACUCCAAAAGCUAAAGAAAAUACUCCAAGAGGAGAAAAGACUAAGGGUCCAAGGAGAGACCAAAAAUGCUGCUCUCUUGAAAACUGUAGAGUUGCUUCGGCAGGAAAAAGACAAAGAAGUGCAGAAAGAAAGGGCUCUAAGAAAAGAGGCAGAAAGAGGGAAGCUGGAGUUGGAAAAGGUAAGUGAUAAACUUUACCAGGGCUUAGAAAAAGCUUCUAAGAUGACACAGAUGCUCUCAGCUGAGACCGAACUCCUUACCAACAAGCUUCAGGCAGAGGACAAGAAACAAAGAUCUCUAUUCGAAGAUGUCCUGGAACUCACCCUCCUGCUGGAAAAGGAGAAAACCCUUAUACUCGAGGCAGAGAACUAUGAGAAGGAGGCCGUAGAAAUUGUAGCGUCUUUACCGAAGGAAGCAAAACAUAGAACCUGGAAGAACAAAGAUUUGAAAAAGAAAUACCAUUGCAUCAAAGUUUAA
Poeciliopsis prolifica (blackstripe livebearer) is the source of this 1767-nucleotide messenger RNA. RefSeq names its product paramyosin-like. The transcript is spliced from 2 exons. The coding region runs from base 25 to 1767 and encodes 580 amino acids. NCBI's taxonomy places the organism in Eukaryota, Metazoa, Chordata, Actinopteri, Cyprinodontiformes, Poeciliidae. The record is from RefSeq and is a predicted model, not a curated record.